Molecule: messenger RNA, 2845 nt
Organism: Helicoverpa zea (corn earworm)
Lineage: Eukaryota; Metazoa; Arthropoda; Insecta; Lepidoptera; Noctuidae
Exons: 2
Coding region: 1064-2845 (593 amino acids)
Source: RefSeq, a predicted model, not a curated record
UAUUAUUUUCGAUUCACUUUGCAAAAGGUAUGAGGACAAGCGUCAACAAGCAACUUCAUACUUAGAUCAGUUAUUUGAAUUUAAACUUAUUCCUUCAGGAACCCCUAAUAAUUUAGAAUUAUUUUUAGAUAAAUUCGCUUCGUCUGUAGCUGCGUUGAAAAACCUACAAAUUGAUGACCUCGCUGAUUUUAUUUUGUUUUAUGUCGCUCUUAAAAAACUCGAUUUAGACACGGGUCGUACUUUUGAGUGCACUCGUAAAUUAAAACCUAAUAGUUCUGAAUUUCCGUCUUUUUCCGAAUUGGAUAGUUUUGUUCGUGACCACAUAAAAGUAUUGGAACGUACGUCAUCAUCGGUUGCUCGGGUCACCAACAAUAAAAAACCUGCAGAUCGUAAACCUACUACUACACAUGCCUAUACGUCUAGUUCGGCUGAGUCAUCCGCGUGUAGUCUAUGCGGCGAGCAGCAUGAUUACAUUUAUAAAUGUAGGGUUUUUAAUAGUUACAAACCAGAUCAACGUUUUAAAUUCGUAAAAUCUAAUAACUUAUGUAUAAAUUGUUUAAGUAGUGGUCAUCGUGUUUCCGCAUGUGGGUCGACAUCUACUUGCAAAAAAUGUAAUUCCAAACAUCACACUUUAUUGUGCUUUGAUAGUAAACACGCGGCAAGUAACUCGCCCCAUUCAAACGCGGCUCGCGGGCUGCCACCGGCCGCCGUUGCCGCGGCCGGGCAGCCAGCCGCUGCGCCCGCCAUUUUUACAGCAGCGCCGCUGCCAUCGAGUGUAGCGACCACUACCCCCGCGCCCGCGCCCCCGCGCGCGGACAUCGCGCUGUGUUCGUUAUCCGAAAAUCAUACCGAGAGUAAACAUCGGGGCCCUACUACGGUGCUCAUUGCUACUGCUCGUAUUAUUAUCGUAGAUUCGCAUGGAAAUGAACAUAGUGUUCGUGCAUUGUUAGACAGUGGUUCUCAAAGUAACUUUAUAACUAGUGAUUGUUGUCGACGCUUAGGUUUGAACAUAAAUAAUCGGCCUUCUUGUUCUACCGUAAAGGGAAUAGGGGGUUCGAGUAAAAUGAUUCAGGGUUCCGUAAAUAUUAAAUUUUAUUCUCGUUUCAAUCGUAACAUAAAUUAUUGUUUAGAGUCGUUGGUAGUAGAUAAAAUUACCGAACGUUUGCCGACAGCCACGGUUGAUGCUUCUCUUUUAUAUAAUUUCAAAAACUUACCGUUGGCUGACGAUACAUAUUUUUCAUCAGGCCCGAUUCAGGUUUUAAUCGGCGCUUCGAUUUUCCCGCAUUUGCUCUUGUCGAACAAAGUUCAAGGACAGCCCCCGCAUGCUUCGCCUCUCGCUUUAGAAACUGUCCUUGGCUAUGUAAUUGUAGGUGACGCUCCAGUACGCGUUGAUAGUAAGUCGACUGUAUCGUAUUGUUGUACCACGGACCCGUUGGACUCCGCUGUCCGUAAAUUCUGGGAAAUAGAGGAGGUGGAUGUUCCCUCCAUACUAAGCCCGGACGACACAUUGUGUGAGGAGUUUUAUACCCGCACUACCACUCGGGAUAGUGACGGACGUUACGUAGUUGCUUUACCUUUCAAGGGUGAAGUCGAAUCCCUUGGGAACUCGCGUCAAGUAAGUGAACGUCGGUUUUACUGCUUGGAAAGAAAAAUGCAGGCUUCUCCACAAUUGAAGGUCGCGUAUGACAGUGUCAUCUUCGAAUAUUUAGAAAAGGGUUACAUUUCACCUACAGAUUCUGUCUCUUCGGAAGCUUCGUACUUCAUUCCGCAUCAUGGUGUGAUCCGCGAUGACAAGAUCACUACCAAGCUUCGUGUCGUUCUCGAUGGUAGUUGCAAGACUUCUACCCGCGUUUCGCUUAAUGAUCUCUUGUAUGGUGGUCAAAACCUACAAGGGAACUUGUUUAACAUUAUCGUUAAUUUUCGUUUGUUUUUGAUCGCUCUUUCCGCAGAUAUUCGUCAAAUGUUUCUCAGUAUCGGAAUCCGAGAAUCGGAUCGUCGUUUCCAACGCAUUUUGUAUCGUUUUUCGCCGCAAGAACCUUUAAAGGUUUAUGAGUUCAAUCGUGUCGUUUUUGGACUUAAGUCUAGUCCUUUUCAUGCUCUGCGCACUAUAAAGCAGUUGGCGGAGGAUGAGGGUGAUUCUUACCCUCAAGCUAAGGAAAUUGUAGCUACAGGUCUGUAUAUGGACGAUUUUGUCUAUUCCGUUUCCUCGGAAGACCAAGGCAUUUCCACCGCCUCAGAAAUGAUAGGUCUCAUGAAAGCUGGUCAAUUUGAGUUAGUCAAAUGGACCAGUAAUUCUCAAGUUGUACUAGACUCGAUUCCUCCUUCUCAUCGCUUGCCGGCUGUCAAAGAAUUUGAUGAGUCUGACCAACAUAAAGUACUCGGCUUGUGUUGGUCACCUACUUCAGACCAUUUCAGCAUGAAGGUGAAUACUCCAGCUAACCAUUGUACCAAGCGCACAAUACUGUCGUGUGUCGCUAAAAUAUGGGAUGUCAUGGGAUUCGUCGCGCCUGUCGUCCUGUAUGCUAAACUUCUCAUCAAACAGCUCUGGCUGUGCGAUUGUGAUUGGGAUGAUACUCCACCUGAAGAUAUCGUCAGGCUGUGGACUCGCUUUAAAGAAGAGCUACCAGUGCUCAGUCGUAUAAAAAUCCCACGUCACCUAGGUAUUGUCGCCGAUAGUGUCGUCACUAUCUUAGCUUUCGCGGACGCUAGUGAAAAGGCAUAUGGUGGAGUUAUUUAUUUCCAUGUUCAAAACAGCGAUGGUAAUACUGUCAACUUGUUAACUGCUAAAUCGAAAGUCUCUCCUAAGAAGAUAUCGCAUGUCAGCGUCGGAUUACGACUUCGCUGA